Penicillium olsonii is the source of this 1596-nucleotide messenger RNA. The record is from the annotation of a GenBank genome assembly. Lineage: Eukaryota; Fungi; Ascomycota; Eurotiomycetes; Eurotiales; Aspergillaceae.
AUGGAAUACCCGAACCAGGAUGGAGCUGGUGGACGAUCUACACCCCGGUCCCCCGGCCGGCCAAGUAACACACAUCCUCCCACAGACGGCGGAAGACAAAAGAGCAUUGAAGGAGAAGCUCCUACGGAGGCACUAUCCCACGCCGCAUCCAAGCGCAAGAGACUGCAAGAGCGACACCAAGCUCGCAAGCGCGGACGCACCCCUCCAUCCGUCUUCCCUCGUCGUAACCGCUCUCGCAGCCCCAAUGGCGCCGCACCCCGAGAGGACCGACGGUCCCGAUCCCCCAUACAGCGACGUUCACCUUCGCCCGAAGCACCGCGUCCACGCAAGCGCCCUGGCGGCGGUGCCCGACAGGGCAUCGCGGACCGUGAAACUCUACGACGGAGACAGGAGGAGCGAGAGCGUGCAGAGCAGGAUGAAGCUAUGCGCAAUUCCCAGCAGCGCGGUGUGACGGAUGUGGUUCGGCAACAUUACAAUGCGGUUCCCGAGAGAGGUCGCGAGUGGCGCAAGACAGAGAGUCAGAUUAAGGGUCUACGCACAUUCAACAAUUGGGUCAAGAGCACUUUGAUUCAGAAGUUCUCGCCAGAUGAAUCAUUUGCUGCGCGGUUCGAUGACGCCAAGGAGUGGGCGGAUGAUAGUCAGGGCCCUCCACCGGUUGAAGAUAGUAGGCUCCUGGUGCUGGACCUGGGUUGUGGAAAGGGUGGUGAUCUGGGGAAGUGGCAGCUGGCGCCUCAGACGGUUGAUCUCUAUGUUGGUCUCGACCCUGCCAAUGUCUCAGUUGACCAGGCUCGGGGACGGUAUGAUGAGAUGCGUUCGGGUCGUCGAGGCCAACGAGGCCGCCGUCCUCAGCCUAUCUUCCAUGCUGAAUUCUGGCCAAAGGAUUGCUUUGGCGAAUAUCUCGGUGAUGUUCCCAUCAUCCAGCAGGUCGGCAUUGAUCCCAAUGUUGGGCCUGGGGGGUCUAUCAUGGCAUCCCGGUAUGGUGGAGGAGGGUUCGACGUCGUCACCUCUAUGUUUGCCAUUCACUACGCUUUCGAAACCGAGGAGAAGACGCGCCAGAUGCUCCGCAAUGUGGCCGGUUGCUUGAAGAAAGGCGGUCGUUUCAUUGGUGUGUGUCCCAACUCGGACGUCAUCAGCAGCCGUGUGGCUGCAUACCACAAACAACGCAAAGAAAACGAGGCUACCAAACCCGCUGAGCCAGAGGGCCCGGAAGACGGAGAAGUGGAGGAAGUUGCGCGCGCCGAAUGGGGUAAUGACAUCUACCGCGUUCGAUUCCCCGGCGCAACGCCUGAGGAUGGAAUCUUCCGUCCUCCUUUCGGUUGGAAGUACAGUUACUUUAUGAAGGAGGCUGUCGAGGAGGUUCCUGAAUACGUUGUCCCCUGGGAAGCCUUCCGAGCCUUGACCGAGGAUUACAACCUGGAACUCCAAUACCGCAAGCCCUUCUUGGAUAUCUGGGAGGAUGAGCACAACCACCCGGAACUGGGUCCACUCAGCGAGCGGAUGGGCGUGCGGGACCGAGCGACUGGUGCUUUGAAUAUGACCGAGCAGGAAAAGGAUGCCGUCAGCUUCUACCACGCUUUCUGCUUCUACAAGGUUUAG